Molecule: messenger RNA, 1878 nt
Organism: Phodopus roborovskii (desert hamster)
Lineage: Eukaryota; Metazoa; Chordata; Mammalia; Rodentia; Cricetidae
Gene: Mapk3
Product: mitogen-activated protein kinase 3
Exons: 8
Coding region: 16-1242 (408 amino acids)
Biological process (GO): intracellular signal transduction; protein phosphorylation
Cellular component (GO): nucleus; cytoplasm
Molecular function (GO): ATP binding; MAP kinase activity
Source: RefSeq, a predicted model, not a curated record
GUGAGGGCCACUAGAAUGGAAGAGGGUCCAGGAGAAAGGAAAUCAGUGAGUGGCCACUCUCUUCCUCUGUUUGUGAAGUCACUGAAAGGCUGCCUGGCUGGUCCCCAGCUUUCCCCCUGGAGAGUCCAGGCCUUCACAGCAGGAAGGAGCCAGCAUUGUUUACGACUUGGCCAGAGCACUCUCCUGCUCUCUCCCGUCCCUGCCAAGGCCUGGGUGGGGCCGCUAGGCCUGGAUUCCCCCUUUGUAAGGCCACAUCUUUCUGGCCCUCUCAGCUCUGCUUAUGACCACGUGCGCAAGACUAGAGUGGCCAUCAAGAAGAUCAGCCCCUUCGAGCAUCAAACCUACUGCCAGCGCACACUGAGAGAAAUCCAGAUCUUGCUGCGAUUCCGCCAUGAGAAUGUCAUAGGCAUCCGAGACAUCCUCAGAGCACCCACCCUGGAAGCCAUGAGGGAUGUUUACAUUGUUCAGGACCUUAUGGAGACAGACCUGUACAAGCUGCUUAAGAGCCAGCAGCUGAGCAAUGACCACAUCUGCUACUUCCUCUACCAGAUCCUUCGAGGCCUCAAGUACAUACACUCAGCCAAUGUGCUCCACCGGGAUCUGAAGCCCUCCAACCUGCUUAUCAACACCACCUGCGACCUUAAGAUCUGUGAUUUUGGCCUGGCCCGGAUUGCUGACCCUGAGCAUGACCACACUGGCUUUCUGACGGAGUAUGUGGCUACGCGCUGGUACCGAGCCCCAGAGAUCAUGCUUAACUCCAAGGGCUACACCAAAUCCAUCGACAUCUGGUCUGUGGGCUGCAUUCUGGCUGAGAUGCUCUCCAACCGGCCCAUCUUCCCUGGCAAGCACUACCUGGACCAGCUCAACCACAUUCUAGGUAUCUUGGGCUCCCCAUCCCAGGAGGACCUUAAUUGUAUCAUCAACAUGAAGGCCCGAAACUACCUACAGUCUCUGCCUGCUAAAACGAAGGUGGCAUGGGCCAAGCUUUUUCCCAAAUCUGACUCCAAAGCUCUUGACCUGCUGGACCGGAUGUUAACCUUCAACCCCAACAAGCGUAUCACAGUAGAGGAAGCACUGGCUCACCCAUACCUGGAACAGUACUAUGACCCAACAGAUGAGCCAGUGGCUGAGGAGCCCUUCACUUUUGACAUGGAGUUGGAUGAUCUCCCCAAGGAGAGGCUGAAGGAACUGAUCUUCCAAGAGACAGCCCGCUUCCAGCCAGGGGCACCAGAGGCCCCCUAACAACAACAGAGAUCCCUGUUCCCUGAGACCUGGUCCUGCUCCUACCUGCUCCUUCUCUGCAGAUUGUUAGAAAAUGAACUUUGCUCAACCCAGACCCUGGCAGCCCAGGCUGGACCAAGGGUGGGCCUGGCCACCUUUCACUUUGCUGGGGUCUCCUGCUUCAGACAGACUCCUUUCACCCCAAUUCCCCUUCCCCUCUCCCCGGGGCCUAAGUGGUGAGGUGACCCCAGAGCUGAUCUCUGCUGCUCUGCCUUUAUCUACCCCCGCUAGUACUGGCUCUGGCAGACCAUUCUGGAAUGGAAGGGCUAUGACUGCCCUAGAACCUAUGCUACAGAAGGGUGGAGGGUACUGAGUAGGUACUCAGGCUAAGCUCCGCCCUACUCAUCUUGUUGGAACCCCACCCUAUCACCCCUCCCCCCAAGGAACAUUCCUAAGUCUCAAGGGCUAGUUUCCCUGUGGAGCCAGGCCCAGGCCAAACCCUCUCCCCCUCAAAGCUGCCACAUGUAACGCCCUUGCUGCUUCUGUGUGUGGGUUAUUGGAAGUGGAGGUGGGGCCCGUGGAGAGCCGGUGUCCCUCCCCACCUCCCCGUCCGUGCCUGUAUCUAAUAUAUAAAUAUAGAGAUGUGUAUAUGGCUGA